This is a messenger RNA of Spodoptera exigua (beet armyworm), 351 nucleotides long. The record is from the annotation of a GenBank genome assembly. Lineage: Eukaryota; Metazoa; Arthropoda; Insecta; Lepidoptera; Noctuidae.
AUGUUUCAUGUUCGAAGUACUGCAUAUAAUUUGUCGAAAAAACUAAAUAAUUGUCUUCCAACGACCUUCACGAGGCACAAUGUGAUUCCCAGCUCACUUCCUAUACCCGAAAAACCUUCAGAAACCGAACAGCUCCAUAACUUGCGUAUAGCUAUAACGCCUAGCUUCGGGUAUGGAUCCAACACUUACGAGAGUGGCAACCCUCAGUCUUGCUCAUCAUCUACCCUCGCAGGCGAUCCGAAACAUUUGCAAACUCGUCAAGAUAUUCGAAAGGAGAUACUUGAAAAAUGGGACAAGAGACCUAAACCGGACUCGCAAAGGGAAUGGUUGAAAAAUCUUAUGUUUAACUAA